AUGGCGCUGCUGAGCCUGGCCAACGAUGGCACCGCUCUGCUGGCCGUGGCGUUCGGCGUAUUCGCCACCCUCACCAGUCUAGUCCUGUACCUCUUCUCCAAGCCAGCAUUUCCCAAGAACGCUCCACAAUACUACAACGAGAAAUGGCCACUCCUGGGAGCUAUGCACUUCUUCACCAACCGCUGGGACUUUUACCGACGUGGCGUGGCUAGUAGCAAGACUGGCAACUUCAGCUUCCACGCAGGCAAUUAUCCCGUGGUGGCCUUGUCUGGCGAGGAACCACGCAAGAUCUUCUUCGAGAACAAGAACCUGGCUUUCGGCGAGGGCUAUGGUGCGCUACUUGGCGGAAGUCCAGAUGUGAAAGUGGACAACAACCCAUUGGCAGAGUCAGCGGCUGGAUCCUCCGAGUUCAGCCACUAUUUCACCAAGAGACUGACAGCUAUGCUCAAGGGACCGGUGCUGAAGAACGGUCUACCGCAGUUACUAAAGGAUGCCCGUGCGAACAUUGACAAACUCGCCAACGAUCCUUCGGGAGUGACCAACCCCUUCGACAGUAUCUAUCGCCUAGUCUUCCAUGUUACCAUGCGCACAGUCGCGUGCAACGACGUGGCGAAUAGCCCCGAACUCAUCGAGCAAUGUCUCCAUCACUUCGAGGCCAUCGAAGGCACCGGCACUCCACUUUCCAUCAUGUAUCCAUGGAUGCCAGUCCCCGCCAAAUUCAAGCGCCUAUACGCAGGUGCACAGCUCUACAGAAUCUUCCAAAAAGUGGUCGACGAGCGGAAGAGAACUGGCAUCAAGGACGACGACGCUUUGCAAUUCCUCAUCGACCAAGACGACAGCAUUACCGACAUCCUCACCUUCGUCCUCGGCUCCCUGUUCGCCGGACAGCUGAACAGCGGCAUCAACGCAUCCUUCAUCCUCUGCUACCUCGCCUGCAACGACUACUGGAUGAAGCGCGUGCGCGACGAGGUCAACAGUGUAGCAGAUCGACACUGCCCUGAUACAGACCUCCCACUGAAAGACCGCCUCAUGCGCGUGCCAAUCGAGGCAUGGGAGGGCGAGUUCCCGAGCAUCGAUUUGUGCUUGAAGGACACCAUCCGUCUGCAGAUGUCCGGCACGGCUUUCAGGAAGAAUAUCUCAAAUCAAGACAUCCCACUGGGCAAAUCCGGCGAAGUCAUUCCAGCUGGCGCAUACGUCACCCUUGGUGUGGGCGAUAUGCACUACAGCCCAGAAAUCUACAGCAACCCCGAAGAAUGGGACCCUGCUCGAUAUGAGCGCGGCGAAGACAAGAACCAAACAUACAGCUGGGUUGGCUGGGGUGUAGCUCGCCAUCCAUGCCUCGGCAUGCGCUUCGCCAAAUUGGAGAACAACCUCAUCGUAGCCCUGUUCCUAGCCUACUUCGACGAAAUCCAACUGACGGACGAACACGGCAGGCCUAUGACGAAGGUGCCAAAGUGCAAUUGGAACAACCACACGGCGCGCAAGCCGGAUGUGCAGAUGAGGCUGAAGUAUCGCCUGAGACAGGAUGGGAAGGCUUAG
Fulvia fulva is the source of this 1539-nucleotide messenger RNA. Its product is annotated as Cytochrome P450 monooxygenase claM. Gene Ontology annotation, molecular function: oxidoreductase activity, acting on paired donors, with incorporation or reduction of molecular oxygen; monooxygenase activity; iron ion binding. The transcript is spliced from 2 exons. Lineage: Eukaryota; Fungi; Ascomycota; Dothideomycetes; Mycosphaerellales; Mycosphaerellaceae. The record is from RefSeq and is a predicted model, not a curated record. Bases 1 to 1539 code for a protein of 512 amino acids.